Molecule: messenger RNA, 3474 nt
Organism: Lizanozyma spartinae
Lineage: Eukaryota; Fungi; Ascomycota; Pichiomycetes; Serinales; Debaryomycetaceae
Exons: 1
Coding region: 1-3474 (1157 amino acids)
Biological process (GO): protein targeting to peroxisome; protein catabolic process; protein quality control for misfolded or incompletely synthesized proteins
Cellular component (GO): peroxisomal matrix
Molecular function (GO): ATP-dependent peptidase activity; ATP binding; ATP hydrolysis activity
Source: RefSeq, a predicted model, not a curated record
AUGGCAAGGUAUCCCAAAAUGGUAGCUGAUAAGUCAGUGUUGCCCACCUACAAGCUCGACUCCAAUUUGGUCCUCUUGCCUGGUAUUGUGUAUAACUUGACGUUCACCCGGUUCAAAGCAGCAGCACUUUUAUCACGAUUCAAAGACCAAGUGACUAAUGUUCCGAUAAUUACCGAUCUACUCAAGGAAUAUGAUUUCAUUAAUGAGGAUGAUGAUGCUGGGCUAAGCAAAUCUGAAGGUGAUGGUUCAUCUGUUGGUUCUCCAGUGGCGAUUUCUGAGGAGGCUAUUGAAGGGAUCAGGAGAUUUGUUGAAGUAGAGAAGACAGCCAUUAAAAGAGAUGGCGAUGUGGUUGCUUCGUCCGAUGCAAUAGUUGUAUCAUCACCAGCCAAUAGUCAGCAGCUUGAACAGCUAGUUCUUGCGGUGGUUCCCAAUUUGUCCAAGAUCAAUGAUCCCAAGGGCCCUCAACCAGACCAAGAUAAGGUGGUUACUGUGUGUAGAAUUGUGGGGAUCGUGGAUGACACGACAAGCAUCAAGUUAUCACUCCAAUCUUUGGUUAGAGGCUUUAAAGUAGACAACUUCAAGCCUAGAAACACCAAUGAAAGACUCAUUGAAUAUGAAUGGAAUUAUAAAGUCUCCCAAGUGGACAAGAAGUAUCUGGUAUUGGAUUCACGUAUACAAACGCUAUUCAAAGCUGUUGAUAAGUUUGUUAUCGGGUACCAGAAUGCUGUGACAACCGCAAAGGAUAAUAAAAAUGGUGUCAAUGGUAAACGGUCAGGUCCUAAUGAUUUGUUGAUGCUACAUCCGUUAGCAAAUGCCUUGUAUUUACAACUUGCCGGUUCAAGUGAAUUUAACAAGGCGUACGGAGCUUUACGGAAACUAUUGGAUAGUUAUAAUAAUGGGCUUACCAAAAUUAACCCUAGAUCUUAUACUAGAUUAAUUGAUUUGAUUGCUGCUGUGGUUCCAUUUCCCAAUUACUCCAAGUUAUCUGUUUUAAAAAAGGUGAAUCCUGAAGAUCGUAGUGAAGAGGUGAUCCGCUUGAUUGAAGAUAUCACCUCAGUUUUUGGUAUGAUCAAAGACAACAAUCAAAGACUUAACCAUUGGUUUUUCAACGAAGCAAGCAAUAUGCAAAUGGCCAACAUUGUUGCUACUCAAUUAAAGUCAAUCAGAUUGGUAUUAGAGGGUAUGACAAACUCCCGCAAUGAUUUACGUCUUGCCAACCAACAUAAGUCAAACAUUACUUCCAAAGGCGGUACUCGUGAUCCUAAAUCUGGUUCAGGUACUGGUAAUACCAGUCCUGAUAGUGCUAAUAAAGAUGAUUUAGAUGAAGUUGAUGAUGAUUUACAACCCAUUACCGAGUUUAUUACUAAGAGAUUGCCUCAAAUUAGUUCCAUUACUUCUGAUUCCAAACGUUUGUUGGUAAAGGAUUAUAAGAGAAUUAAAAAUUCACCACCUGGAAACUCUGAUUAUCAUGUCCUUCGGAAUUAUUUGGAAGUGGUGGUCGAUAUGCCUUGGGACAAGUUCAUUACGAAAUUCAAGCUGAACAAGGAUAUAGACAUUCAUUUGGCUCAAAAACAAUUGGAUGAAGACCAUUAUGGAUUGACACAAGUGAAAAGACGUUUGAUUCAAUAUCUUGUGGUAUUGAAAUUGUUAGGAAUCAACGCAGACAAGGAAAUAGCCGAGAAGGCAGAAGCAAAAAGAAAGUCUAUCACAUCAACUAGCACUUCUUCUUCUUCAUCUGCUACUUCAGAUAAUCCGAUUAUUUUGGGUAGUAGUGGUAAAGAAGUUAAUCCCUUAAAUUCAUCAGCAUCAUCAUCCCCUGAUUGCACAGAAGAUGAAUCUGCAGCGACAGUGGUUUCCAAACAUAAUAAAUCACCAAUAAUCAUGCUUGCUGGGCCUCCAGGUACUGGUAAGACAUCACUUGCCAAGUCUAUUGCUAAAUCAUUGGGACGUAGUUUCCAACGUAUAUCUCUUGGAGGUAUCAAUAAUGAGAGCGAGAUUCGUGGUCACAGAAGAACUUAUAUUGGUGCUAUGCCUGGUAUGAUAAUCCAGGCUCUUAGGAAAGCUCGAUCGAUGAAUCCUGUGAUUCUUUUGGAUGAAGUGGAUAAAAUAAUUGGUGGUAGUCCUCAACUGGGUCGUUUGAAUGGAGAUCCAGCUGCUGCACUUUUAGAAGUACUUGAUCCUGAACAAAAUACUCUGUUCACCGAUCAUUACUUAGGAUUCCCUGUUGAUCUUUCUCAAGUGAUGUUUAUUUGUACGGCCAACGAACCAUAUAAUUUGUCUGCUCCCUUAUUGGACAGAUUGGAAAUGAUUGAAGUUGAUGCUUAUGAUCUGGAAGCCAAAGUGAUUAUUGGAGAGAACUAUUUAUUACCUCGACAAAUCGGUCGUAAUGGGUUCCCCUAUAAGGAAUUGGUUACUAUAGAUAAAGCUACCAUGAAGGUUAUUAUUGAUAAAUAUACUAGGGAAGCUGGUGUUCGUAAUUUGGAAAGAAGAUUGGGAACCAUAUGUCGGUUUAAGGCUGUUGAAUAUGCUCAACUGAUUGGAGAGACUGGAAAUGUUAGUCGUAAUCUUCAUACACCAUCCAAAGCCCUUGUGGUUAAAUAUGAUCCUGUUGUUCAUGUCAUGCAUUUGACUAAAUAUUUGGGAUCACCUCAUCCUGAGGACACUAGUACAAUUAUGGCCGAAGUUGAUCUAGACCGUUCUUAUGGUGUUGUCAAUGGAUUAUCGUACAAUUCGGACGGUACAGGGUCAGUUCUUGUAUUUGAGUCACUUGGAAUUGAGGGUAACUCAUCCCUCCACAUGACAGGACGUUUGGGAGAAGUGUUGAUGGAAUCUGCACAGAUUGGAUUGACAUAUGUUAAGUCAUUGAUAUAUGGAUUAAGGGCCGAUUCUAGGGAAACCUCCAUUGAUAAAGACAAGGAAGAACAAGAACAAGAAGUUCACCCGGAUAUUGAACGAAUGAAGAACUUGGAAAUACAUUUACAUGUACCUCUGGGGGCCAUUAGUAAAGAUGGACCAUCUGCUGGAAUUGCCAUGGCAUUACUGUUCCUUUCACUUAUAUUGAAGAAGCCAGUGCCCAUGGAUAUAGCCAUGACGGGAGAGAUUAGUUUACGAGGGAUGGUUUUACCUAUUGGCGGAGUUAAGGAGAAGUUGAUGGGAUGCUGUAUGAGCAAAGGGAUGAUCAAGAGAGUGAUAUUACCCCGUUCCAAUCGUCGUGAUGUUAUUCUUGAAUACAUUAGACAGAAACGAGGAGAAGAUGAUGAUGAUGACGGAGAUGCGGAGUUAGGAGAACUACUUGACGAUGAUUCUCGUUACCGUUACGAACGAGAUGAACCCGAGCGGUUCUUCCAACAGAAACAUGGACUUUCGGUUGGAUAUGCUCGGGAGUUCAAAGACGUUGUGGGGAUUGUUUGGGGAACUGAAGCUUUGGUGGGGGCUGAACCUCACCAUCAGAAACUCUUGGAGUAUCACUUAUGA